AUGAAAGACGCCGUGUCUACCGGCCAGAACGAUGGUGUGUCUAUCCUGCUUCUAGGUCUUGCCGCGUCGGGCAAAACCACGCUGCUCCGGCAGCUCCAGCUCGGAAAUGUGUCGGCCAGCACAGUCGACGGCCUGCCGGUCGAAACCGUCGCAUACAGAAAUGUAGUGCUGAGCUCCUGGGACCCCAGUCGCGCCGUAGAUCACGCCGCAUUCGCCUCGUCUCGCCACGAGCGCUGCAAGGCGCUGAUUUUCGUCGUCGACGCCGCAGACCGCGCCGGCAUCGACGCCGCCCGCGCCACACUGCACACACUGCUCGACGACUGCGCGCUACGAGCCCGGCCGCUGCUGCUGCUCGCCAACAAGACAGAUCUGCCCGACGCCCUGCCCGACGGCGAGCUUUGCGACUUGCUCGGCCUCGCCGGCGGCCUGCCGCGCCCCUGGCGCCUACAGGCCGUUUCCGCCGCCCGCCGCACCGGCAUCUACCCCGGCCUGGAGUGGCUCACGGCCACCCUCGAGUCCGGCCGCAGCGGGCGCCCCGCCCAGUUCGCCGCUGCCCGCAGCAUCGGCGCUGCCGUCAGCGACUAG
Messenger RNA from Eremothecium gossypii ATCC 10895, 585 nucleotides. RefSeq names its product ADR093Wp. Bases 1 to 585 code for a protein of 194 amino acids. The transcript has a single exon. The record is from RefSeq and is marked provisional. Gene Ontology annotation, molecular function: GTPase activity; GTP binding. Gene Ontology annotation, biological process: intracellular protein transport; vesicle-mediated transport. Gene Ontology annotation, cellular component: cytoplasm. Lineage: Eukaryota; Fungi; Ascomycota; Saccharomycetes; Saccharomycetales; Saccharomycetaceae.